AUGGUUGCCAACUGUAUUGAUAAUUGUCAACUGAAAGUGAGGUUAUGAGUGAACAACAAAUCAAAUAAAAUUUGUUAAAUCAACAGAAAAUCGUAAUCAGUGUGCGAGGGUGAUAAACUUGACUUCCCCGUUUUAUCACAGGAUGUAACGUUCCUGUUUCAAUGUAAUUGUGUGAAAAAAUGACGCGAAUUCGCUACUUGCUGCAAUCAUUUCGGGCUCGGCGUAAUCGCCACUUAUCACGCACCGAUUCCGUGUCUUUUGAAGCCUUUUGCAACGAAAUUCCUCAACGGAAAUGCCCGACAACCAAAGAAUCGUCCUUGAACGGCGACUUUAACACCUCUCCGCUCAAAAGAGAACUCCCGGAUGAAGACUACGUCCGCUUCGCCCCACAGAACUGCGAAUCCACCACUUGCUCCCGUCCUAGUCUGCCAGCAAUCCUGCUGGUGCUCAUGCUUCUGGCUGUGUUUUUAGUCCUUCCCUUGGUAUAUUUGUUACACUGUUUCGGAGUUAUUUACACUCAAGAGCGCUACGAACACCCCACUUUACUCGAAAAAAUCCACCAUACGCACAAACCAAGCCAAAUCAAAGUUCCUACAGCUCUGCCGCCGCCCCCGAAACCGGAUUAUGGCAAGUGCAAACUGGUCCAGGAGCGGGACCGGUUCGAUUGCUACCCCGAGAAUGGGGCCAAUCAGCAGGGGUGCGAGAGCAGGGGCUGUUGUUGGAUCCCGGCGAAAAAGAAGCCGAAAAUGGGGGUGCCCCUAGCCACCCCCUACUGUUUCUAUCCCUCCAAUUACGCGACUUAUAAUUAUGUAAAUGUGACGCAGACGGCCUACGGUCUGGAGGCGUUCUUGAAACGGGGCUUUGCGACGGCCUAUCCAGGAGAUGUGGAAGUAAUCAAACUCAGUGCUAAAUUUGAGACAGACACGAGAUUGCACAUUAAAAUUACAGAUCCGUUGAAAAACAGGUUUGAGCCUCCGUUUCCAGAAGUUCCUAUUGUCGAUAAAGCGGCCAUGAAUUUGACUUACUUGUUUUAUAUUGACUCAACCAAGCCCGGGUUUAGGGUGGUAAGACGAUCAGAUAAUACCAUAAUUUUUGACGCAUUAAAUUUACCGAAUUUAAUUUUUUCUGAUCAGUUUUUACAACUGAGCGGUAAAUUACCUUCUAGUUACAUUUACGGGAUGGGAGAACAUCGCAGUCGUUUGUUAUUAUCGACCCAAUGGUCACGAUUUACGUUAUUCAACCAUGACACAAUUCCCUCUUUUGAUAAAAAUUUAUACGGUAGUCACCCCUUCUACCUAAUAAUGGAGAACUCGACUAAAAGCCACGGUUUUUACCUCCAAAACUCCAAUGCUAUGGACGUUAUACUGCAACCCACACCUGCAGUAACAUUCCGACCAAUCGGCGGCGUUCUAGACUUUUAUUUUUUCCUCGGCCCCACCCCCACCGACGUGAUUAGCCAAUACACGGAUUUGAUUGGACGUCCGUUCAUGCCGCCAUAUUGGGGGUUGGGCUUCCAUUUAUGUCGGUUCGGUUACAAAACCCUGAACCGAACUAGACUUGUCAUGCAACGUAACAUCGAUGCUGGGAUUCCAUUGGACACGCAAUGGAACGAUUUGGACUACAUGAAAAGUAGUAACGAUUUUACUUACGAUUCGGUCAAUUUCAAAGGUUUGCCUCAGUUCGUUAAAGAUUUACAUUUGAAAGGGAUGCAUUAUAUUCCGUUGAUUGAUGCGGGGGUGAGUGGGAGUGAGCCCCCCGGGGCGUACCCCCCGUUUGACGAAGGGCUCAAAAUGGACAUUUUUGUUAAAAAUUCAACCGGGCAGAUAUUUAUCGGAAAAGUCUGGAAUAAUAAAAGUACAGUUUGGCCCGAUUUUACACACCCCACAACAGUGGAUUAUUGGACAAUGAUGUUGAAAUCCCUCCAUGAUGUUGUCCCCUUCGAUGGAGCCUGGAUUGACAUGAACGAGCCGUCGAAUUUCCUCUCGGGAUCGUUUAACGGGUGCCCCAAGACCAGUCUAGACAGCCCCCCGUAUUUGCCAAAUGUCGAUGGUGGCGCCCUCAACUACAAAACCAUGUGCAUGUCGGCGAAACACUACGCCGGUUUACACUACAACGUCCACAAUUUAUUCGGUUUUACUGAGGCAAUUGUUACAAGUUUCGCCAUGUCUGACAUUCGGGGGCGCCGCCCUAUGGUCAUCUCCCGCUCGACUUUCGCCGGUCAUGGCCACUACGCCGGUCAUUGGAGCGGCGACGUCGUUUCUGAUUGGCUAGACAUGAGAUACUCCAUUCCACAAUUGUUGAGUUUCAGCCUCUUUGGGGUGCCUUUAAUGGGGGCUGACAUCUGCGGCUUCAAUGGCAACACGACUAGAGCUUUGUGUAAUAGAUGGACCCAACUGGGGGCUUUUUACCCGUUUUCACGUAACCACAACACCGACGAUGGCAUUGAUCAGGAUCCGGUCGCGAUGGGCCCCGAAGUGGUCAUGUCGGCCCGUAAAGCCCUCUCGAUGCGCUACAAACUGCUCCCCUACUUGUACACUUUAUUUUGGGCUGCGCACACUAGGGGCGACACCGUCGCCCGUCCCCUAUUUUUCGAAUUUCCCAACGACUUGAAGACUUACGAUAUCGAUGCGCAGUUUUUAUGGGGGCCCGCUUUGAUGAUUGUGCCCGUUUUGGAGGAGAAUUCGACGCAAGUGGGGGCGUACUUGCCGGAAGGGGUGUGGUACGAUGUUUAUACUAAAUCACCAAUCGCUGGUCAAGGCCAAAGUGUCAAUCUCUCGGCCCCCUUGGACACAAUUCCGCUUUUAUUAAGAGGGGGCUAUAUAUUGCCGACGCAGGCCCCCGAACAGACCACAACUCGCUCGAGGUUAAACCGAAUCGAGAUUAUAGCAGCCGGUGAUGAACAAAUGAACGCAUUUGGGGAGUUUUAUUGGGAUGAUGGGGAUUCAUUGAAUGCCUACGAGGAGAAGCAAUACACUUUGAUUGAGUUUUGGAUGGAGAGGGGGGUGUUAAAGAGCGAGAAUAUUCACUGGAGUGGGACGGAGAAGCCUCCCAAUCUGGGGGCAUUGACUAUAGUUGGAGUCACUGAUUCGGUCGAGGAAGUGUUGGUGAAUAAUGUGGCACAAGCUUUCCGUUACGACACUAUUCAUAAGUAUUUGUUGGUCGAAAAUUUGAAUGUCGAAUUACAGAAACCUGUAGUCGUUACAUGGAAGUAAAUGUUACCAAAGAAUUAAGCGUAGUGUUAGUCAUUUUAAGGCUGUUUUUCAAAUUGACUGAAUUAAUUUUUAAUGUUAGGGUAGAUUGCUUGAUGUUAAUCAACGUUUUUCUUUUCUCAAAUAAAUAAGAAUACGGAGUUCA
Messenger RNA from Tribolium madens (black flour beetle), 3354 nucleotides. RefSeq names its product lysosomal alpha-glucosidase-like. The transcript has 12 exons. Gene Ontology annotation, biological process: carbohydrate metabolic process. The record is from RefSeq and is a predicted model, not a curated record. Bases 180 to 3212 code for a protein of 1010 amino acids. Gene Ontology annotation, molecular function: alpha-1,4-glucosidase activity; carbohydrate binding. NCBI's taxonomy places the organism in Eukaryota, Metazoa, Arthropoda, Insecta, Coleoptera, Tenebrionidae.